AUGAACGGUCGCGUCAACAGUUUUCUGCAGAAAAUCCGCUCUAAAGGAAAAACAUCCGUCGAUUUGGACGAUAUUGCUGCGUCUACGUCACGGAAUGUAACGGAAUCGGAAGCUCGAAACGAAUCUGAUUCACUCCGGAUCCCCAACCUGGCCUACAAUGUGGAGGUGCUCCUUAGCGACACAUCGGCCCUAUCCUUUUUUAUUAAUUUUAUGGAUUCUUGUGAUAAAUUAAACUUGGUCAAAUUCUGGAUGCACGUCGACGGGUUUCGCGCGUCCAUCGUCAAUAUUUCUGAUGCGUCGAGGGCUACUGCUGAGCAGAUGUGCUUCCUCGAUGCGAAACACAUUUUUGGGAAAUACCUCGAUGAAGAAUCUCCAACCAGCAUCGGCUUGCCAAAGAAAAUUUAUGCGCGUGUGGCUUCGGUGAUAGAAAGUGGUCGAUUUGAUCCUCGAUGUUUUGAUGAGGCGCAGAGUUUUGUGAAGGAUCUUUUUGAAUUAAGAUAUCACCCAGAAUUUAUGAACUCUAUUUAUUACAAAAAGCACGAAUUGGAUGUUUUAACACGUGAAGAAUGUCCAUUAAUGCAUAUUCUUCGGGUCGAGCCAUUGCUCGCCGGGUUUUUGGAGCGCAUGGUAGAAGUGGGAGAACAGAAUCUGGUCGAGAUGAUCCUAGCUGUCGAUACUUGGGAGUCACAAUGGCCGGAUACGGUAGAGUCUGAAGUGCUCGAUGAUGCGAUGGCAAUUUAUGACAGAUAUUUUUCAAUGCAAGCCGAACGUUCUCGAAUCGCACUUUCCGAUGAGAAUCGAAUGGCGUUAGAGGCCCGAAUUUGCACCGAUUCCGGGCGGCCACAGCGGGACGCAUUUAAGGCGCAAAAAUACGCGGCGCUGCUAUAUUUAGAGGAGAAAUACCUCCACCCCUUCCGCCAAUCCCCGGUCUUUGCGGAAUAUAUUUCCGACCUCACCAACACUAUUGCAAAUACGAUCGAGCUCCCAAGGAUUGGGGGCAAAAUCCAGCGGUCAAGGGACGAUAGCCUGGAUCGAAGUAGUGGGAGGGAUAGCUUACCAGCGUUAUUAACAAAUCACCUGCAAAACCCUCGCACGAUGGGGGCUGCUGAAGAUCAUAAUAGCCACAGCUCGGAGACGAACCCAUAUUCAUCCCAACAGAAUUUAACGCCAGUCAAGAAAUCUGGCGGGCUUGCUGAAAUUGAUUCAAUGGGACGCUACACGCCUCUUUACGAUACGAGUUUUACGAUGGAACGUGAGAAUGCACAGAGUAAAUUAAAGAUGAAAUUACGACGCUAUUUGGACAAAUCGUCACUCCGCGAAGAAGAACUUGCCGAAGAAGUGGCUCGCACAAUUAUUGCUGAUAUUCAAACUAUGGUCGAUUCGGCGGCUCAA
Molecule: messenger RNA, 1392 nt
Organism: Mesorhabditis spiculigera
Lineage: Eukaryota; Metazoa; Nematoda; Chromadorea; Rhabditida; Rhabditidae
Source: the annotation of a GenBank genome assembly